Hemisphaericaspora subhashii is the source of this 1236-nucleotide messenger RNA. RefSeq names its product transcription factor IIF subunit. The transcript has a single exon. Gene Ontology annotation, cellular component: transcription factor TFIIF complex. Gene Ontology annotation, biological process: transcription by RNA polymerase II; transcription initiation at RNA polymerase II promoter. The coding region runs from base 1 to 1236 and encodes 411 amino acids. Lineage: Eukaryota; Fungi; Ascomycota; Pichiomycetes; Serinales; Debaryomycetaceae. The record is from RefSeq and is a predicted model, not a curated record.
AUGAGUUCAGCAAAAACAAGUCCAAUUAAAACCAGUCCCACCAAAAAAGUUACAGCAUCCACAACAACUGCAACAGCAGAAUCAUCAUCAUCCACAACAACCGGCAAAACAGAUGAUCCAUUCUUAGAAACCUCCGCAGCAGUGGACGAAGAUGAGUUAGACCCAUCAAUAUUAUCCGAUCCCGAAGAUUAUCUAGAAGAAAACGAAUCACUUGAUAUGAAUCUCACAAAUGGAAAUCAAAAGGUUUGGUUAGUCAAAUUACCGAGAUAUCUUAUGGAAAAAUGGACAAGUGAAGAUAUGAUGAAUGGGAAACAAUUAGGAAUGGUUAAGAUUAAGAAAGACAUGGGCACCAAUGGGAAAUUACAAGUGAAAUUAGUCCUAAACCAAGAACAAGGCCAAUUAAUCAAAGAUGUCCCACAAGAAUAUGAUAUCAAGAUGUUGAAUACACAAGUGAGGAAUUCAUAUGCGUUUAGUGAAGAGAAUUUAAAGAAAUUUAAACAAGAAUUAACUGAAGUUUCAGGCAUGCCACCAACCCCAGCCCCUCCACCACCACAGGCAGAUCCUAAAGAUACCAAAAAGAAGAAAUUCGUGCCCCGGAAACAAUUUAAAUUCUUCCGUGUCCAAAAACAAGGCACCGAUGGACAACCAGUCCGGAAAUAUAUCCCAUUUGUGAAAACCAUCCCCAAGAAAACGUCAUUAAUGGGGAAAAUCGUUCAUGAUUGUCAAAUCAUCCCAUCGAGAAAUGAUCUGAAAUAUGGGGAAAUCUUAUUAAAUCGACAAAAUAUAACCCAAGGUCCACCAAGACCUAAAGUGACGCUAUUGAAUGAAAUCCCCGGUGUUAUUCAAUCGAAUGCCGGUCCAUCCAUUAAAGGAAGUAAUACAUCCGUGUUUUUGAAAUCAACCACGAGUGCAAAGAAGAAUGCAGAAGGGAGGGCAAUUAGAAUGCCAAAGAAGGAUUUAUUGGAUUUAUUGUUUCGAUUAUUUGAAGAAUAUGAAUAUUGGUCAAUGAAGGGGUUGAAAGAAAGAACAAGACAACCUGAAUCUUAUUUAAAGGAGUCCCUUGAUUCUAUUGCAAAUUUAAUUAAAAAGGGUCCAUAUACUUCGAAAUAUAAUUUAAAACCAGAAUAUAGAAAAUUGAGAGAUGCUGAAAGAGCAGUUAGACUAGGGUUGGAUACUACUGAGGAUAAUGAAAAUCAAGAUGAGGAUGAAGAUGAAGAAAUGGAAGAUGUUGUGUAG